Epithele typhae is the source of this 1854-nucleotide messenger RNA. Its product is annotated as cleft lip and palate transmembrane 1. Gene Ontology annotation, cellular component: endomembrane system; membrane. The coding region runs from base 1 to 1854 and encodes 617 amino acids. Lineage: Eukaryota; Fungi; Basidiomycota; Agaricomycetes; Polyporales; Epitheliaceae. The transcript has 16 exons. The record is from RefSeq and is a predicted model, not a curated record.
AUGCCAGCACAGAAUGCGCCCGCUCCUGCGGGGGGUGGUAACGCCCCGGCCGCGGAAGAAUCGCCUAUGCGUCGUGUAUGGAGCGUUUUGCAGCAAGUGAUCAUGUUCUACGCCAUUUCUCAAAUCGCCUCGAAGUUCCUUGGGGCAAACAAGCAGCCACAACAGGCGGCGCAGCAGGCGGCGCAAGUCGCACCCGCCCCAGGGCAGGAGGGCGGCGUCCCGCAGGCGCAGGUGCCCGCGGUGCCAGCGCAGGCGGUGCCGGCGUGGCCUCUGGCGCUGCCCCUCGCCAUGCACGUGCAUUUGACGACGUCGCCGACCGGGGACGUGUUCUCGCGCAGGUGGACGAAGGGCUACCGCGAGGACACGGACAAGGACCUGCCGAGUCUCGUGUGGAGCAACAUCACGUUUGGAGACUGGAACGAGAAGCGGGUGAACGAGUUCGAAAUCAAGAUCCCCCUUAGCGUACAAAACAACGGCACGCUUUGGGCGGACGUGUUUCUGGUGCGCGACGGGGCGAGCCCGGACCCGUCGGACGCCAACUUUGACCCGCGGUCGGUUCACCACGUCCGUGCACCACUUACGAAGUAUCUCCCGAAGACGAAAGUGCGAAAGGAAAAGAACCUCCUAAAGGGUCCCGCUGAAGGCGAAGCGGCUGAGGAAGAACAGCCUGAUGUCAUUGUCUCUCACUGGCAUCCUAAUAUGACGUUGGCACUGAUCUCAGAUAACCCAGUUAUUCCCCUCCAACAGGUCCAAGCCACCUCAGCGCGCUACAUUGAACUCACCCCAGAGCGGGACCCGAGCGGACACCCAUACUACAGGCCCAUCAUCUUUCCGAACGAAUUCUGGCAUCUGCGCUCGCAGUAUGUUGAAAUCAAUUCCACAACGCCCGUCCUGCCGCUCCAGAUCGAGUUCCAGCCAAUGUCGUACUGGAAGUUCACCAUCUUUGCGUCCUUAACUCAAAGCUUCGCGGAGGCGGCCAAGCAGCAGGGCGCGAAUUCGGCGUCUGAGCUCGACGAAGUCAAGAGGAUGCUUACGGAGACGAAUCCGUACUUCCUCGCGGUGACUGGAAUCGUCAGCGUGCUUCACGUGCUCUUCGAAUUCCUCGCAUUCAGCUCCGAUGUGUCUCACUGGAGGCACAAGCAAGAGCUCGUUGGCGUCUCCAUUGUUAUGAACGUCUUCGUGCAGCUGGUCGUCCUUCUGUAUCUCAUCGACAACAACCAAGACACGAGUUGGAUGAUUCUAAUGGGCUCUGGGAUUGGAGUUGUCAUUGAAGCGUGGAAGAUCACAAAAGCAGUAGACAUUAAGAUAGCCCCGGCCCCAGCUGGGUCUCUGCUGCCAUACAGUAUACAAAUCAAGGACAAGCACGUCUUGAGUGAGGACGAAAAGAAGACUCAAGAAUAUGAUAAACUUGCGUUCCGCAUAGUAUCCUACUUCACGAUACCCUGUCUAGCCAUCUACUCGGUCUAUUCCCUCCUCUACGAGACUCACAGGGGAUGGUACUCGUUCGUAAUCUCAACACUAACCUCAUUCGUAUACAUGUUUGGCUUCGCGCAACUCAUCCCUCAACUCAUCAUCAACUACAAGCUCAAGAGCGUAGCACAUAUGCCGAUGAAGGCUAUGGUUUACAAGACGCUGUCUACGGUCGUGGAUGACCUCUUCGCAUUCUGCAUCAAGAUGCCGAUUCUGCACCGUCUGGCAUGUUUCCGGGACGAUGUCGUCUUCCUCGUGUUCUUGUACCAGCGAUGGAUUUACCGCAUCGACCCCAAGCGAGUGAACGAGUACGGUCAGGUGAUGGGGUCCGGCGUGGACGUGGUCGAGGGGGACAAGAAGACUGAAUCGAAGAAGGAUCGGUGA